Messenger RNA from Drosophila pseudoobscura, 1410 nucleotides. RefSeq lists its product as uncharacterized. Lineage: Eukaryota; Metazoa; Arthropoda; Insecta; Diptera; Drosophilidae. Bases 32 to 1360 code for a protein of 442 amino acids. The transcript is spliced from 2 exons. The record is from RefSeq and is a predicted model, not a curated record.
AGACACAACUGGCUCUUGCCGUCAACCGGCGAUGAUGGACUACAGCCUGAGCAAGGCCAUGCGCCACUUAUGCACGUCGCCGUGUCCGUGCCAAAAGUGCAGGGCCAGCAGGAUGUCGCAGGGCAAUGUCGGAAGUCCCUGCAGACCCAGAUCUCCUGCUGGCUACGGGGAACCUAGAGAAGCUCCCCCAGGGGGCAGCGGACUCAGCUCAGAUUCCAGGCACAUGAAUACGUUGGAGGAGCAGGUGCCGCACGGCACCGGCGAUUUGGUGGGCAGUGCGGACAUGCGCUGCGAUGAGACCUACGGCUAUGGGACGGACUGUGCCUCCGGAUUUACUAGUCGCACGCAGUCGGACAUAUACCUGCCACAGCAGGUGGCAAGCAGCGUGGCCCUCGCUGCACUUAGAGGCGGAGGAUUAACAGGAGGGAUGAGCGCGUUCGAGGACAGCGGUUUUGGGGUACCAAGCGCUUCCGGCGGUGGCUUGAGCGGCUGCGGAUCCAGAGAAUACAGUUACAGUGCCACUGGGACUGUGGACAGUGGAUUCUAUGGUGGCCGGGCGAGCGUCUCGAGAGCUGGCGCAAGCCUGUUCGGAAGAGCGAGCGCCUUCGGAAUGGCACGCGGUCGGGGUUUAGUAGAGACUGAAGACACAUAUGGGAGACCCCCCAAUAACAACAACAGCCCCGCGGACUUCAAUCUGUUUAGGAACCAACGACUCAGUGACAUUGUCACCUUCAUCAUUGAGAUCAUGGGCGUACUCGUGUUCUUUGCCAUCUGCACGAUCAGCUUCUGGAUCACCCUGGGCUACUAUGUCGUCAAGCUAUUUGUGGACCUCAAGGAUGCGGACAAGUGGGUCCAAACGGCAGCGGGCAUCGUAGUGGGCGUGCUGCUGCUUGCCUUUUUUGUGACGGUGGUCACGAACCAAGAGGGAGGCUUCUGCUGCCGCGGGAAGAGUCGUGUGAGGGCCAACAGCAACUGUUUUACUAGGCUCAAGAGCUUGUUCAACUUCUGCCCCAAGGCCGCGCCAAAGGUAUGCAAGGCAGCGGCACCCGUCAAGCCACAGGCCGUAUGCCCCAAGGCUAAGACACCAACAGGCGCCCAGUGUACAGCAUCGAGCAGCAUCAUGUCAAUGAUCUGGCCCCAAAAGGUAAAGCCACUUCCGGGCAAGAAACCCAUCAAAUGCUGGCUGGGCAAAUGCGACAUCAAGGGCACCUCCUGUCCCAAAAAAGUGCGCUACAGCGACAAGCAGGGGCGUGCCAUUUUCAAGAACUCCAAGCGGUAUGCCAUACCCUGCGAAAUGAAGCAGCCGCCGGCAUUGAUCGUCUGGUUACAUGAUGUGUUUGCGCGCCUGAUGGGUUACUAAAAGACAAUAUCGGAUCCAAGCAGCAGCAGGAACGGUAAUUGGGGGAAGCG